This is a messenger RNA of Symbiodinium natans, 445 nucleotides long. The record is from the annotation of a GenBank genome assembly. Lineage: Eukaryota; Dinophyceae; Suessiales; Symbiodiniaceae.
GUUCCCGCUUCCCGAUGCGAGGAAAGCAGCGUGCCCGACAGGCAGCCAGAGUGGACCUACUUUUGCCGGAAGUGCGGAGCGGCUCUCUUCCACGACCUUGAUGUGUUGCAGCAUCAGCGCGGAGGGCAGCGACAGGCCGGCUAUGGCGACUGGCGUGCCGAUCGCCUUGCUGAAGCUGCAGCUGGCACAUCCGUCGACUGCACCUCCAUGUUUGUGCAGCCCAUGAAGUGGAUGGGCGACCUGCAAGAACAGAGUGGCCGCCUCGUCUGCGGCAACGCUGCCUGCAAGCAGAAGCUCGGCGGAUUCAGCUGGCACGGCCUUCCAUGUUCCUGUGGCGAGUGGCAGAGCCCUGCAUUCCAAAUUCACUGCGCGCGCUUGGACUGCAUGCCCGCACGCCGGCGGGCCCGAGGGCCGGCGCCCGAAGCAGUCUUCACUGAGGGUACCU